GAUACAGUAUCAAACCGGGGCCACAUGGAAAUUCUGCGGGGUUGAUACAUUCUUGCAAGCUUCAUUCAGGGCGAGAGAAGCUGAAGACACAUCCUGAAAUUAGCGAGAUGCUCUCGGGUUUGUCUUUCCCAGUGAAUCUGGAUCGAAGCAGAAAUAAAGAACGUCUGGAGGCUAGUCUCGCCGGCCUCUUAGAGCUGCAGUUCUUGAGGCAAAGGCAGGAAUUUUUGGUGAAAGAGGCUUUGCAGAUCGCCGGGAGCAGACGGGAACAGGACCCGUUCGUGUUGAACUGGGAUUUAAACGGAGGCGACACCUUUUACCCAGGAGCCAGCUUCAGGGAAACAGAAGGGAACAGUUUGAGGAGGCAUUUGAAUGGGUUGCGACGCCAAGAACUCGCUUUCCUCAGCCCCCUCCAGCAACUGGAGAGGCAGGUCAGUGAACUCCGACUCGAUGUGAACCAGACGCCCGGAGGGGAGCCAGAGAUUGAUAGCCGUCCGAGCUCAGCCGAGCCUCUGCACACGGACCAAGACGAGAGCUUGAGCUACGCCGACAGUGAUUAUGUCUCCUCGGUGCCCCGCUCCUUCUCGGCAACCCACUCGGAGUCACUGGAGGCUCUGGCGGACGUGCGGCAAAAGUACCAGUCCGACCUGCUGACCCGUGACAGUCUGGAGCUCUUCCCCUACCCCAGCCCCCUCCACGCCAUGGCAGUACAGAGCCCCCUCCUCUGCCAAGCCAUGCGGGCAAGCAGCGAGGACAAACCCUUCUCGCCCACCUCCUUCCUGGGCACCUACAAGCUGGACAGCGAUGGGGAGAUGUUCUUUGGCUCCCAGGGCGAGCUCGCCCAAGGCCUGGAGGCCGUCCAGUCGAAGAGGCUGGAGAACUACAUCACGGGCCUGGUCCACAAAAGGGUGUACCCAGUCCGGUCAAACAAGCCGAGGACAAGCCUCACCACAGACCCCAUAAAAGGCCUGAUCAGGCAGAGCAGCCUGUGCCAGAGGAACACGGAGCCCGCCAGCCCACAGAGUCCCAAUUGUGAGCAGAUGUAUCCCUCAUCCGAGAGAGGAAAUAUCUCAAAUUCCCACAGCUUCGACGGUAGCUUGCCCACCGCAAAGUACAGGCCUCAGUGGAAUUCAGGCGGCGAUCAGUCAUCAGCCAAGAAAAAUAUUCUGAGCUGCCAAACACCAGACACCUUCACCAGCGCUGCUCAGAAGCAAAAGGGCGCCGAGGAAUCCCAACAUUCACAGAGCCUGAGGAAACAAAUCAGGCUCAUGACCAACACUCCUCCAAUGAGGCCAACCUCACUUGAGUACCAUGAGCUGAAUUACCACCCAGCCAUGCGGGGAUCACCUCAGGAGAAUUAUUACCAAAAUGUGUACGAGCUGGAUGACAGGCCUCAGGCUUUUGCAUCCGCCAGGCCCGACUCGGUUGAAGUCCACUCCCCGCCUUAUGACCAGCGCAUUGGGCUGGAGGUCAGAGACAAGAGGUCUCCCCUUCAGGGCCCCGACGACGGAGGGUAUCAGAUGGUCAACGCACAGUACAUCCCGGCCAAGCAGCCAUACAAAGUCCACGGGGGAGGGCAAGGAGGCCGGGCCAGGGCCGCGCUGCUGAACAAGUGCCGUUCUGCUGACAUGUCCCCGGAAGGCGGGCCUCACGGCUUCAGGGAGAAGGGCAAAGCCUCGGGCAAGAAGUGCCGCUUCAGCGAGGAGGCGGAGGCAGCCAAGAGGAACGGCCGCAAGCCGUCGCCCCGGGGGAAGAAGACCUGCCGCUCAAAUUCUGAGAACAGCCUCCUCAGCCGGCAGGGCUCAGCCUGCGUGAAGUACAACACCGUGGAGCGGGACGAGGGCCGCUCUCUCCGGCCCAGGCGUCACCCCGGCGGUGGCGGCGGCUACCGGCGCUGGAGGUCGACGGCGGAGAUCUGCCAGGAGGAGGCGGCGGCGGCGGCGGCCACGGCAACGGCGGCGACCUCCGACCCCUACCCAUCGGGGGAAGGCCAGCGGCGGCUCAGGAGGUACCAGAAGGCGGCCGGGCCCCAGGGCCAAGCGGGUAGCAGUGACUCGGAGUACCGGGGUCCCAGCCGUGAGGCGGAGGAGGAAGGGCCCGGGGCCAGGGCUUACGGCGCCAACUGCUUCGGCGACAGCGAGUCGAGCCUGAGCGAGGUGGAGUCGCCAGGGUUCAGCACUUGCUCUAGCGACACAGACGAGGAGGGCGGCGGGCUGGUGUGGCCCCAGCAGGUGGCCCCGCAGGCCGCUGGCCGCAACCCCGCCCAGCCCAAGGUCUUCGUGAAGAUCAAGGCCUCACACGCUCUGAAGAAGAAGAUCCUUCGCUUCCGCACCGGCUCCCUCAAGGUCAUGACCACCGUCUGAGCGAGAAGGUGACCGAGCGCCUCAAGUCCUCAGGUGCCCUUCACCACCUCAGGACUUCCCAUCAGUGCUCUGACGCUGUUCUUUCCCCUUUGGCGGCCAUUGUAAAUUUGGGAAGGGUGUCGGCUAAUGUGGGCACGGGAAAGAUAAGCUCCAAGAGAUGAGAGCCCACUGGAUUCUUGAUUUGGUACCUCCACCAGCAUUGGGGAAACUGCACGAGAACUUCUGUGGAUCUCUCCCCCUCCCACCCCCGACCUCCCCCAACCCUUCUCCACCGUGGUAACCACAGAAGCUUCCACAGCCACCAGAGAGGGCAGAGGGAGAUGCCCCUUGGUGCUGAAGGGCAGGGAGCACCAGGGCAGAUUCAGUGCCCGAUUCUGCGGAGUGUGUUUUGAAGCCACGGCCUCCUGCUGCAGCCACUCGCCAAGCCCCAACCAGCAAGGUGGCCAAAAGACAUGGGCCCCACAUGUCAAGGAAACCACCUCUAGGUGAUGGCAUCCCAAUUUGAGGGCAAAAGAAUGGUCUGGAUCACUUUUGCCAGGCUUAUUGAUAUCACAUACGGAGGGCUGUGCAUUAAUUUUACACAGUGUUAACAGAUUUUGAUUUAUUUAACUCGAUGUUACCACAGAAAGUGUUUGAUGUUUCAAGUGGUAGAAAACUUCUAGAUCAAGGACCAGACAGGAACUCGGGUAAUAAAUGUCACCUACUGAUCAUCUGGGCCAAUAACACCUCAAUUUCAAAAUUGUCACCCCUGUGUUCAGAUCCGUCAUCCACACGUCCUCUAGCUUGUACAACCCUCCAAGAUCUCUGUGCUCCUCCAAUUCUGGCCUCUUGAUCGCCUGAAUUUUCUAUCACUGUUGGCGGUCAUGUGUGUGCCCUGAACUCUGGAGUUGGCUCCUUAAACCUCUCUGCACUUUCCCCCCUCAGUUGCUCCUUAAAACUUCCCUCUUUGAUUGCUUUGGGUCCCGUUGUCAUCUCCUUGUGUGACUCAGUGUCAGUUUAUCCAACUUACCCAUUCAGGGCAAGCACUAUUUAGAUAAGACAGCCCUGCAUAAGAGAUGGUAGCACCAAACCAGGCCCUUUGCCCCACCAACACCAUUUGGAGCACCCAUUUCCAUUUAUCGUACACUGACCCCAUUUUAUUCUCCUCACAUUCCCAUCAACUCCCCCCAGAUUCUACCCCUCACCUACACACUAGGGGGCAAUUUACAGUGGCCAUUUAACCUACCAACCGGAAUGUCUUUGGAUGUGGGCGGAAAACGGAGUAAACAGGAGAACCCGCGCAGUCACAGGGAGAAUGUGCAACUCCACACAGACAGUGCCUGAGGUCAGGAUCGAACCUACGCCUUUAUCCAUAGAUCAUAUAAUUCCCUCUUUUCUACUGCCUCAAUUUUGCGUUCACUAUAGCGUCACGGAGUUGUACAUCUCAUUGGCCCAACUUGUCCACAUUGACCAAGGUGCCUUCCUGAGCCAGUCCCAUUUGCCUGCAUUUAGCCCAUAUCCCUCCAAACCUUUCCUGUCCCCGAACCCGUCCAAAUCUCUUUUAAACAUUGUAAUUGUAGCCACCUCUACCAAUUCCUCUGGCAGCUCAUUCCAUAUACCCACCACCCAGUGUGAAAAGCCUGCCCUCCGGGUCCCCUUCAAACCUUUUCCCUCUCAUCUUUAUGCCCUUUAGUUUUAGACCCCUGUACUCUGGAAAAAAGCCUUGAAUCAUCCACCUUCUCUAUGCCCCUCAUUAUUUUAUAAACCUCUAUAAGGUCACCCCUCAGCCUCCUGCGCUCCAGGGGAAACAGUCCCAGCCUAUCCAGCCUCUCUUUAUAAAUCAAGCCCUCCAGUCCUGGCAACAUCUUUUGUGAAACUUUUCUGCACCCUCCCUUGCUUAAUCUCAUCCUUCCCGUGGUAUGGCGACCAGAACUGCACACAAUAUUCCAGGUGUGGUCUCACCAAUGUCCUGUACAGCUGUAAUAUGUGACCAUAUUGUGUGCAUCCUGCUCACCUGGAAAGGGGCUAAUGCUCCACAGCCCAUGUCCGUCCUACAAUGGGCAUGCAUCCCAAGUCAGAUUCAAUUCCCGAGAAAUUACUGCUGCAGAACAUGGGAGGUGAUGAGCUACUGACGCCAGGUAUCCAACCCCCUUUGACUCUGGGAUCAGUGCACCAACUGGGAGGAAUGGUGUUGGGGCUCCAGGGCUACUCCAGCCGCAUCCAUAAAAUUCCACUCAGUGGAGACUGUGAGCAGGCAGCCAGGAUUUGCUUCCCGCUUCCCUGAGUGAAAAUCCUCAGGAAAGCUUGAGGAUCCUGGGAACCCACAACCAACUGGGAUAGAACAUAGAACCGUAGAACAUGUAACAUAUAACACUACAGCACAGUACAGGCCCUUCGGCUCACAAUGUUGUGCCGACAUUUUAUCCUGUUCUAAGAUCUAUCUAACCCUUCCCUCCCACAUUGCCCUCCAUUUUUCUAUCAUUCAUGUGGCUAUCUAAGAGUCUCUUAAAUGUCCCUAAUAUAUAUGCCCCCAUAAUCUCUGCAUGCAGUGCGUUCCAUGAACCUAUCACUGUCUGUGUAAUAAAACUUACCCCUGACAUCCCCCUUAUACCUUCCUCCAAUCAUCUUAAAAUUAUGUCCCCUCGUGUUAAGCCAUUGUCACCCUGGGAAAAAGUCUCUGACUGUCCACUCGAUCUACGCCUCUUAUCAUCUUGUACACCUCUAUCAAGUCACCUCUCAUCCUCCUUCUCUCCAAAGAGAAAAGCCCGAGCUCACUCAACCUAUCCUCAUAAGACAUGCUCCCCAAUCCAGAGAGCAUCCUGGUAAAUCUCCUCUGCACAUUCUCUAAAGCUUCCACAUCCUUCCUAUAAUGAGGCAAGCAGAACUGAACACAAUAUUCUAAGUGUGGUCUAACCAGAGUUCUAUAGAGCUGCAAUGUCACCUCAUGGCUCUUGAACUCUCUACCCCGACUAAUGAAGGCCAACACACCACACGCCUUCUUAACAACCCUAUCGACCUGGGUGGCAACUUUGAGGGAUCUGUGGACGUGGACCACAGGAUCCCUCUGUUCCUCCAUACUGCUAAGAUAUAAAAGAAACA
Messenger RNA from Pristis pectinata (smalltooth sawfish), 5438 nucleotides. Its product is annotated as dapper 1-like. Gene Ontology annotation, cellular component: cytoplasm. Lineage: Eukaryota; Metazoa; Chordata; Chondrichthyes; Rhinopristiformes; Pristidae. The record is from RefSeq and is a predicted model, not a curated record. Gene Ontology annotation, biological process: negative regulation of canonical Wnt signaling pathway. The transcript has 3 exons. The coding region runs from base 108 to 2360 and encodes 750 amino acids.